This is a messenger RNA of Colletotrichum destructivum, 2865 nucleotides long. RefSeq lists its product as uncharacterized. Bases 208 to 678 code for a protein of 156 amino acids. The record is from RefSeq and is a predicted model, not a curated record. NCBI's taxonomy places the organism in Eukaryota, Fungi, Ascomycota, Sordariomycetes, Glomerellales, Glomerellaceae. The transcript has 4 exons.
UGGCGACAUCCAUUAUCCUCUCUUUCUCUUUUUGGGUUUCCACAGAGAGAAGGCACCUACCUACCUGGUGUCGAUUGUAUUGUCCCCUUCUUCAUUGGCCGAGACAACCCCGCAGUCGGUCUUUCCACUCAACUGUUUCUUCUGUAAGGAUACAGAAAGUGGAGAUGCAGCUGCAGCUGCUCUCCGCAAGCCCCCACUUUCUCAGACAUGCGUGAACGCACCUUCCCUGCUGCUCUAUAUAUAAGAUACCUUUUGGUAGGCACAGAAACCAACUCUGCACGGGUAGCUUUCCCCUACCUCACACCUUUUGCAAAAUGCACGACGUCACCCGGCCCCACUUCUCUCUGUCCACUACUCUGUACCUGUACAGUACACAAGUGCAGAAGUACUAUCAACGUGAAGCACUUUACAUCGUGCUACUUACUGCUCGCCUUCGGCCUCUCCCCUCCUCUCUUCCCCGAGAACGACCCACUGCCGAUUUCAUCCUGGACUGCCCCCGCCCGAGCUUCCCCCGCAAUCUUGGCAAUUCCGCGAUUCGAGCGAAACAUCGCCGACCCAAAAUUAUUCUUCUCCCCAUUUUCCCUUGCCGCCUACCGCUCUCUCCUAGAAAGUUACGGUGCGGAAACGUCCCUCAGCACAUGUCAGCUCCGGGGGACCACUUUUGAUUUGAAAUGUUGAAAUAUUUUUUUUGUUGACUUUGGGGUUCUCGAACAACUAGAACUACUUCUCAAAUCUUCUAGCCCACCGCAGUGGACGGGUGUCGUGACGCGUAAUGAACUGAUCGCACAAUACUGCACGGCUUUGUCUUCCGAAUCAAACAAGACAAAUUGGGCAGAGACAGUUGACAAGGGGCUGGCUGGGUCACGUCGUCACUUUUCUCUCGUUCGAGAUGCAGACAAGUAGACCGUACGAAAGAAUGCGGGUGUCUUCGGAAUCCCCGCCUCGUCGAACAGCGACUUACAUAGACCGCGUAGACCGGGACGGAAGAGGAUGACUCGGUUGCCGUCGAGCCGCUCGCAACGGGUCACUAACUGCCUCACCACAGGAAGUAGUAGGACCACACUACCGAUACUACGCCACUUGAGUUCUUCGUCGUGUCCGUUGAAUUGAUGCGAAUCUCGCUCAACGUCCCCCCAUCUCGCGGAAUCUACGACGUCGCUUACGCCUGCGCCAGAGUAUGAUCCCUGCCAUGGCUAUGGCCGCAGCUGCAGCUACAUUUCACACUCACGGUUACCAUCGUCACGAAGGCUUCGGGGCCCCAUGGGGUUUCCUACCUAAGCUCCCCAGGACGCUCAGAGCUAUCACGCCGCUUCCUGUGGUGAAGCCGGGGCCGCGAUUUGACCCGUCCGCGGAUGGCUGCGGUUGGCUGCCGCCAUCGCUGCCCGUGUUGUUCGGAGAUAAGUUUGGUAUCGCAGUCGCCGUGACCGUGACCGUCAGCGGGGCUGCGGUGACGAAGGCCGUCUUGGUGGGGCUUUGGAGCACGGAUGGUGGAGGCUGUGAUGCCGCGAUGGACGAGGUUGCGGAGCUUUGACGAGCGGAUGACUGAGUAGGAAUGCCGGGUGCCGAGGAGGACGAGGUUGUUGCUGGGAUCCGCGUCGAGGAGACAAGGGAGAAGGAAGUCGGGGUAGCCGGAGGUGUCUCGUUGGGCGAGGGCGUUGUCGGAGGCGUUGCCGAAGACGUUGCCGAAGACGUUGUCGAAGGCGUUGUCGAACUCGUUGGUUGCGCAAAGGGCGGGCCGGAAAGAGUCGAGACCACGAGUGGCCGGUGAGGUGUUAGGGGUCCCGGCGGAGUCUUUGGACCAUCCCGUUCGUGAUGCUGAUGGGCGUCGAGCCUCAACCUCGGAGGGGGCGGUCCCCGCCGCGCCAACGACAGACCGACCAUGUUGAAAUGGGAUCCGUCGUUCUCUGGGACAUUUACCAACGAGUCUCGGUACCCGCUCCUAGAAAAAGAAAGAAGGCCAAGACCCAAGACAAGACACUCAUGUCAAGCCAAGGCGUGGGGGGUUGCGGCUGGAGUGUAUGGAAAACCAAAAGAGACGUGGCCCAACAAAGAAGCUGCCUUUUGCCACGCUUCCGGGUGAGACAGUCGCUCCACGUCUGAACUCUUGGCUUCCUAUUAAGUCUCCGGUCAGCCAUACCCCCCCCUGCGAUCCGUAGGAACAACGGUGAUAGGCGGCCCUGGCCACCGGGUUGCCACAUCACAUGCCGCUCUGCCUUGUGAUAACCUGCGUACUGGAAUCGUGGGGUGCGAGUUCUGUGACAGUAGAUGAGGGCUCUUACUACGCAGCUGAGGCAGCGUCUAUUCUUGGCAUCUCAACUGUUCAAGUCUCUUUUGGGGGGGUGCCGGGGCCACCAGCGGGCAUGACAUGACACGAGGCCGGCGGGAACUCGACGUUUUGACUCGGGGCGAUACCUUGCGAUUGGUUUCAUGCCGGCGCGAAGCUGGCCACCCAUACCUCGAGACGGGUAUUUUACUGGAGCAAAAAAACCCUAGCUGAGCUGAGGCGGAAUCAGCCUUUUUGUCGGUUCAUUGCUUCGCGGGAGUGAGAUAAGCCACGGGGAAAGCAUGACACUUUGUUUUUGGCGAUUCACGGUUGGUUUGGUCCGGGUGUGUGGGUUUGCGCAUCGCACGACGCGCGUGUCGCUUUCCCGGGUACCAGGGACUCGCUUGUUUUGUAUGAAGACCACGCUGCGACGUGGUGUUUGUUUGAACUGUGGCUGCAUCCGAGGCUUGGCUGUAUUGACGAUGCUGAUCCAACUUUUGUUGCCCGCUUGCCCCGGGGUCGGGGAAGUCUCAUAAUGUGUGUGUAAGAGAGAGAGAGAGAGAGAGAGAGAGAGAGAGAGAGAGAGAGAGAAAAAGAUAUAC